Messenger RNA from Onychostoma macrolepis, 7959 nucleotides. RefSeq names its product zinc finger protein 609a (gene znf609a). The transcript has 9 exons. Gene Ontology annotation, biological process: regulation of transcription by RNA polymerase II. NCBI's taxonomy places the organism in Eukaryota, Metazoa, Chordata, Actinopteri, Cypriniformes, Cyprinidae. The coding region runs from base 625 to 4827 and encodes 1400 amino acids. The record is from RefSeq and is a predicted model, not a curated record. Gene Ontology annotation, cellular component: nucleus.
UGUGAAUGAGCUCAUGUUGGGUUGCAUUGCUUCAAUGUCUCGCAGUGAGAGAUGCAAACAAGCGUAAAGAGCCAUUAGAGCUCUAGUGGAAGCAAAGCAAAGGACUGCGCGACUGCAGCUGAUUCUCUCUGUGUGUGUUUGGGACUUAUUCUCUGAUCGCUGGGAAUCUACUGCGGACACUUGCUGUAUUUCAGUGAAACUGAAGGUGAAAUGUUGUGUUUCCAGCUGCUUUUUCCGCUGGUUGUCCUGGAUCUGGAGUGGAUCUGAACUGUUCGAUGGCUGCAGUCCAGUGAAACCGGCCUGUCUUUGGAUCCGUGUGUGUGUGUGUGUGUAUGAAUGUGUGUGUGUGUGCGUGUGUGUGUGCAUGGGUCUAUGUGUGGGUACGAGUCCUUAUGAAUGUGUGUGUAACCCCAGCACAUUUCCUUGGAGGGGUAUUUUUGUUGUUUUUGGGAUCUAUGGGAUGCAUCUAGAUCGGGCUGGAUCCUCUGGGGGGGCAACAAUGUGGGUUACUGGGAAGGGGAAACCAACAGGACCCUGAGGCUUGUGUAAAUGUGUUUCCCGACCGCCUCAGUCGUCUGAGAAGGUCAGACCUCCCUGUGGCACGCUUGGGCCGCUGGCACUAAGAUGUCCCUCAGUAGUGGCACUGCAGGCGGGAAAGGUGUGGACUCGAAUGCGGUGGACACUUAUGACAGCGGGGAUGAGUGGGAUAUUGGUGUAGGCAACCUGAUCAUUGACCUCGACGCCGACUUGGAAAAAGACAAGCUUGAGAUGUCUGGCACUAAGGACGGGGACGGAAUGGCUGCUGCCUCGAGCGCCGUAGCGGCAUUGCCGGACAACAUCAAGUUCAUUAACCCGGUGCCUCCUCCGCCGAUCAAGGACAGCAAAUCCAAAGCUAAGCGUAGCAAGAAUUCCAAGGACAGUAGCAAGUCCUCGACCCCUGAUGGGGCCAAAAAGGACACCCAGGGACGGACCCAAAAUGAGGGCACUGGGCCAGCCGUGGGAAGCGGAUCCACAGCUUUACCUUCCGGGAAAGGUUCCGAUAAAAGUAACAAAGCCUCCCGUAAUGUUCAGAGUGGAAAAAAGGACAAGGAGGGUUCUGGGAAAAGCAAGAAGGAGAAAAACGAUGGGGUACAAGCUGGGAACGUUCCCUCGGAAAAGGACCCAUCGGCACAGGUUAUGCCUUUAGGCCAGGCACGCAAUACCCCGUUUGAGGGGACGCAAAAUUCGGACCUUGUUGGUGCUGAGCAACUUGGGAAUAUUACCCUUGAUACCACUGGAAUAGUCACACCUUUGGCUAUUAAGAGUGAACCAGAAGAAGUGGAAAAUAAUGACUGCAGGACCAUGAAGAAAGUGAAAAGCGAAAAGAUGGAGUCUCCGGUCUCCACGCCGGCACCGCCACCGCUCCACCUCCUCGCUCCUGUCGGCAACAGCGACAUCUCCUCCUCGUGUGAGCAGAUCAUGGUCCGCACGCGCUCCGUGGCCGUCAACACCUCUGACGUGGCUCUGGCCACCGAGCCCGAAUGUCUGGGCCCCUGUGAACCUGGCACCAGUGUUAACCUGGAGGGCAUCGUCUGGCAGGAGACUGAGGACGGUAUGCUGGUUGUAAAUGUUACCUGGAGGAACAAGACGUAUGUGGGCACGCUUUUAGACUGCACUCGACAUGACUGGGCACCCCCACGGUUUUGUGAGUCACCCACAAGUGACCUGGAGAUGAGAAAUGGCCGUGGACGGGGUAAAAGAAUGAGGCCCAAUAGCAAUACGCCAGUCAACGAGAACAGCAACUCUUCUGAUAACAAAGGCAGCAACAACAGCAAGACUCGAGCCGCGUCCAACAGCAAAGGGCGACGGGGCAGUCAGAAUUCCUCUGAGCGGCGCACCCCACCAAACAGCAACACUGAGGAUGUAAAAGCUAGUCCUUCAUCUGCUAACAAACGCAAGAACAAACCUGUCUCAGACAUGGAGCCCAAUUCCAGUUCAGAAGACACUAAGGGUAGCAAACGAAUGCGCACUAAUUCAAACAGUGGAAUACCUCAUACUGUUCUUCCCCUCUCCAACAUCAAAGCUGAAUCCUUGCCUCCCUCUUUGGAUCGCAACUGCCCCUCGCCGGUGCUUAUCGACUGCCCCCAUCCCAACUGCAACAAGAAGUACAAGCACAUUAACGGCCUGAAGUAUCACCAGGCUCGUGCUCACAAUGAUGAUGACAUCAAGCUGGACAUAGAUGGUGAUAGUGAGUAUGGUGAGGACUCCACUUUGCACCCAGAGCCAGGCAGUUGCAAUGGUGCAUCUAUUUCUCAGAAGGGAUGUGCGUCUCCUGCACGGUCAGUCACCCCCAAAGGCAGAGGAUUUGAUGCCCAGAGCCCAUCACCAUCAUCAGGAAAGUUCAGCUCCAAGCAGCCUGGCAAAAAGAAAUCGGAGGCUGAGCAUGACUCUGGUGUGCCCAUGGAUGGCUGUGAAGAUGGCCCAUGUCUUACAGAUGAGACAAGCAACGAUGGCAUUGAUGAUAAAAGAGGUUUGGACAAAGCUAAGAAGUCUGGCAGUGGUACCAAAGCAGACAAGCUCGCUCAGAAGGCAAUGAAGUCUGCAAGGCCCCUCGUUCCGUCCUUACCUCCACAGCAGUUAUACACCUUACCAACCUCUGGCUUCCCUGCCCCCAAUUCUGGCUCCUCCUCCAGCAUGGGCUCCGUGGUCCAGUCCAUCAGCAAGAGCCCCCAACUAAAAACGAUUCAACCCAAACCUGCAGUAAUGGGAGAUCCCUCAAUGAACCCAGCCUUGGGCAGCUCUAAGGACAAGAAAAAGAAAGAUAAGAAAAAGAAGGAGGGUGGUAAGGAAGGAGACAGUCCAAAAGCCCCUGGCAAAGGAGGGAAACCCGAAGAAGGUAAAAGUCCAUAUUCUGAGAGCUCAGACCAAGGCAGCAAGAGUGAGGGGCUGUUAAAUGGAUCCACAGAUCCACAUCAAAGUCGGCUAGCCAGCAUGAAAGCAGAGGCAGACAAAAUCUACAGCUUCUCUGAUAAUUCUCCCAGUCCUUCUAUAGGUGUGGCGAGUCGGAUAGAAAGUGGGGGGAUGGCACAACCUCUCACUCCACUUCAUGUGGUUACCCAAAAUGGGGCCGAUAACUCUUCUGUGAAGACCAACAGCCCAGCAUACUCAGACAUCUCUGAUGCAGGGGAAGAUGGAGAGGGCAAAGCGGAGGGAGUGAAGGUCAAGUCUGAGGAUCAGGCAGUUCGGGAAGGUGCCAAGAAAUCCCUGUUCCCAUCCCAACCACCAAACAAAGACUCUUCUUUUUACCCAGGUUAUGAAACGUACUACUCACCCAAUUAUGUCAACCCAAACCCCAGUCCAGGAGUUUCUAACACUGUCACAUCAUUGCAAGAUGUUGCAGUGAAGGUGAAAAAAGAGGAAGACCCAGAACCUGGGAAUGACAAGGCCAAGUCAGAGCCAUCUGAAGAUCGAAAGCCAGAAAUAAUUGCAUCCUCUCAGCAGCCACCGCAGCCUUCAGUCAUUCAGCAGCGUUCUAGCAUGUUCAUGCAGCCCCUCUAUUACAAUCAGUAUGCUUAUGUACCUCCCUAUGGCUAUUCACAUGAUCAGGCCUACCAUAACCACCUGAUGAACACAAACCCAGCUUACAGGCAGCAGUGUGAGGACCGGCAACGGCAAGCAGCUGAACAGCAUCGUGCUGCAGAGAAGAAAUCAGAGGCUGCUCAGAAGGAUAGGGAAGCGUCCAUGAAGCAAGAAGAAUGGAAGCAGAAAGCUUCGGUUCCUCCUACCUUGUCUAAAGCGCCAAGUCUCUCAGAUUUGGGCAAACCGUCCCCACAGGGCAAGCCCAAAGAUUCCUCCGAGCCUGGCAAGUCAGUCAUUAUCCCCAAAGGAGAAGAUGGCAAGGGACAGACCCAGCAAGGCGAGGGGUUGAAAAUGAAGCUAAGUGAAGCUGGACAUCAUGCGAAAGAUGAACAGAAACCAGGCCUCGAGUCUGGGAGAUCGGCUAUGGAGCAGGCAAUGUACAUGUACAGACAGGAGCCAGACUCUCGACUGUGGCCCUACGUUUACCCCAGCAAGUACCCCGAUGCUCAGAAACAGAUUGAUGAGGAGAGAGAGCAGGAUCGUGAGCGGGAAAGGGAAAGGGAAAAAGAACGGGACAGAGACCGCGAGAGAGAACGGAAAGGCAAAGAAGAAAGGUCGCGUCCUAAAGACACUCCCUCUAAAGAGGAAAGCAAGGAAGGGGCCGAACCACGAACUUCGUCUGCCUCAAUGGAGCAUAGAGUCAGCAAAGAUCCACGAGCACACAUGCAGUUUCACUCACCUCUGCAGCAGCAUCCAUCGUAUAUGUCUUACAUGCACGGAUACCCCUAUAGCCAGGGUUAUGACCCCAGCCAUUCGGGAUACAGGGGGAUGCCUACUGUCAUGAUGCAGAAUUACCCUGGGUCGUACCUGUCACCAGGGUACUCUUUUUCUCCAUAUGGCAGUAAGAUGCCACCUGGAGAGGAGGGUGAGAAGGCUCGUGCCAGUCCUACGGUGAGUGGCAAGUCUGCAUCUGAGUCUAAAGCUCUGGACAUCCUGCAUCAGCAUGCUAGCCAAUACAAGAGCAAAUCGCCCACGGUGGGUGAAAAGACGCCCCAUGAAAGAGACAGAAGUGGGAGAGAGGGGGAAAGAGACGUCGAACGUCCGAGAUCUUCGCCCUCUCAAAGGAUCAUGCCUUCCCACCAUCACCUAGGCUAUCCACUACUCCCAGGACAGUAUGACUUGUCCUAUGCUACAGGUAUCUCCUCUUCAGCCAUUGUUGCCAGUCAACAAGCCUCUGCCCCCUCGCUUUACCCUCCAGCACGGAGGUGAGAAUGGGAGAAGUAACUGGCCGUUCUUCUGCAGACAUGUGACUGGUUCACAUGAGGAUGUGAUGUGGAGCUUAUGACAUCAGUUCAAUGAUGUUCCCGAUUUCUAUACGGUUCUUUUUCCUGGAUUUCCCGGCGUCUUUGACCAACACCGUCAGAGAGGAGAAAGUGGAUGCCCAAGCUUCUACAUACACGCCGAUCUCCGCCUCGGGAAGCGCACAUCCGGACGCCUCCCUCUCUGUGCUGCUGGCUACAUACUCAGGAGAGAGGAGACACAAUCUGUCUGCAGAAACGUCAUAUGAUGCACAAGCUCUCCGAAAAACAUGGACCUACAGAGUUUGAGAAAUCUUGAAUGAACCUGAAUGCAAAGACAUUCUGGAAGUCACUACAUUGUGUUUAAAGCAUGGGCAAAGCAUGGAGUGCUACUGAUCUGGACUGCUGCUUUAGAGCCGAGAGGAUUACCAUGGUUGUUGGGUUUUUUGGGGUUUUUUUGCCCCGAAGGAUUCCAGCGUCUUUGUUGCCGCUCUUCAUCUUCAUACAUUUACAUUCACAAUCUUAUUUGUGGACUAUGCAAGUGGAUAAGGCUUGGUUUUCUUCACUCAGUACAUUCAGGGCAGUAAAUUCAAGUUCAUGUUGUCAUUGCAAAGCUAUCGUCAACAUACUUGAGAGUAGACCGUUCUUUGUCCAAGAGGCAUUUUUUAAACGCACUUCCCCGUCUUUAUUGUUCAUAGUUAUGUUACUUUCUCAUUGAUGGACGUUGAACAAAUUGCUCAAAGUCAGCUUAGCACUGGUCGUUUUUCUGUGCAAAUGUUUUGUUCUCGAUGGGCGACUUUGCUUUGCAUUGGUCGGUUCAACAAUGACUCUAUUUUCAGUUAAGUGGUGGGCCUUCUGACGUUUUGGAUGAUCCGGAUCGUGGAGGGAAGAUGAAGCAUUGGCUGCUCUCUGACAUUCUUACACGGAGUGUCCCAAAAAGCAGGAACUUUGACUUCCAGACUGGAUUUAGGGAUUUUUCCGGCUUGUAUUGACCGUUAUCAUAUGCGGACACAAGGUUAUCUGCUUCUCCCAGGCUCUAGAUAGUCAUUUGGGACGCAAUGUGUGUGUUUGCCAAUGGAGUUACCAGACUCUACUGAACUGUGUGUGUCUGGUCACGAACUGAACCUUCACACACGGAUACCUUGCUGCUUGCAAAUCUCAUGCCAGACUGCAUGAGUGAAGUCCAAAAUGGGGCGAACCUCGAAGGCUUCGAGCGAUCCGAGUAAGAUGACCCCAAAAGAGGCUUAGAGCCGGCAUCCAGCUUCUAGACUUCUUCUAGUUUGGGUCGGUCCUCCGAUCCACAGACUCGCGGAGCAUGAAACAAGGAAGACCUGGAAAACCGUUCCCUCACUUUCUUCUGUACGUCUGCAUGGUAUAAUCCAGCACUCGGUAAAAGCAUUAAUCCAAACAGAGAGCAAUGCAACACAAGCAGGCGUCCUUCCUUUUCUCCCUCACUAUGUGCUUUCUGUAUAUAUUGUACAAAGGAAUUAUUUUAAAAAAGGUUGUUGGAUGCUAUCGGAUUUUACUAUCUCUUUCUCUCUUUUUUUUUUUUUUUUGGUCUGUUAGCCUUUUUUUCUACCAUUGUUGACAUAUCAACGUUUAGCUGGUAUAACGGCUUUAUAUUGGAAGCGUUUUUGUUUUUUUACUACUUUUUCUACCCCUCCUCUUCAGUGUCAAGUCGGUCCCACUCUGCUUUGAAACUGUUUAGAAGCACAUGUUUUGCGUUUACUGAAAUAAAGUCAGUUUUAAUAAAACGUCAGGAUUUUUAGUCAGCACCCCUGCAAAACACGCAAUGGCACGUUCAUAUUUCAGAAGGGAACUAUGGUGAAGGAAGCGACAACCCGUGUCCGGUGCUAUCUGGAGCUAGUUUUUCCAGUUCAUCAUCAUGCAGUUAUUGUGUGAAUCUGAAACUCUCAGGAGAGCAUUAUUGAAAUCUGAGCCAUUUAAAUCAUCCUGGCAUUUUCAUCGCUCUCUGCUGUAUUCAAACUUGAUUAUUGAACUGCACAGGGAAGACGACAUUACUUAACGUUAUUCGUUUAUAGUGAAGAGGCGGCUUUCCCCCCCCCCAUGUUAAGCAUGACCGUUUGUUUUCCAUCGCAGUCGUGAGACAAAAUGGCAAACGUUCAGUAUCUGCAAGAUGGGUUUUGUGCUCCUUAAAUUUAUAACUGAGCAUUAAUUUCAAUGCCACCACAAACCCCUAAUCUGAUUUUAACUAAUGCUCAUGCUAAUGAGGCCUAAUGGCACAAUGCAUUAGUUUUAUUUUGUUGUAGGAGAGGCCUGGGCCAGAUCUCUUUAAGAAUUUUUAUUUUAUCCUUUCUGUGCAGAUGGAAAACUUUACACUUUUUAUGCUGAUUUAGGACCAGCUUUCUCUACCUAAACCCUAAACAGUAACUAAGAGAUAUCGCAGCACUGGUCUCAGAUCAGCAUCAAAAGGCUUGCGCUAAUACGAGAGAGUUAGGAUUUUUAUAUAUAGUAAUAACCUCACUUUUAGUUUUUCUGUCUUCGCGCGUUUAGCCAGUAAACCUGUGCUGUCUGGUGACUUGAUUCAUAAUUGUUGAGGAAAAAGCGCUUGAUUCUUUUAAUUUAUUUUUGAGGGUUCUUCUUUUGUUGUUGCUGUUGUUUUUUCUAGUUCAAGUUUUCUCCUUGUAGAAAGACGAAACGGCCGGUUUUAACAGUUCAAACAUUUGUUUAUAUUUGUCUCAGACGGUGCUAAUAUAGCCUGCCCUGUGCGAUCCUUGUGGGAAGAGAAGAGGGAAUUUGCUUUUUUGGUUUAAUUUCUAUUUUCUGUUUUUAUUAGGCCCCUCCCACAACCCAUCCCACUAAUUAAGCCCCACCUACCCCACAUCUAUAGAGAGCAGCGGCUCGGUCAUCGGUACUUGAAAGAAAGAUGUUUACACCUCUUCAUUUCUGUGUUUGGAUACACUUUUCUUUGUACACCAUCGCUCUCUCUUUCCCUGCCUUCCUCGCUGUCUAGCUGCCUCUGUCCCACUCUCUCUUCCUAGGGAUCUCUCAUGUAAAGUGUAAAUUGCUACAUUUUUUAUACAAUACUGUAACUUGCCUUUGUACAUUUAGGCAGAAAAUAAAUCUUUUUAUGAGACAAUCA